UGUGCUGGCACAGAGAACAAGCUGAGCUCUCUCUCUGACCUGGAGCAGCAGUAUCGGGCCCUGCGCAAGUACUAUGAGAACUGUGAGGUAGUUAUGGGCAACCUGGAAAUCACCAGCAUUGAGCACAACCGAGACCUCUCCUUCCUGCGGUCCAUCAGAGAAGUCACAGGCUACGUUUUGGUGGCUUUGAAUCAGUUUGAAUACCUGCCAUUGGAGAACCUGCGCAUCGUUCGUGGGACCAAACUGUAUGAAGAGCGAUAUGCUUUGGCGAUAUUUCUUAACUACAGAAAGGAUGGUAACUUUGGACUCAGGGAACUUGGCUUGAAGAACUUGACAGAAAUACUGAAUGGAGGGGUGUACGUUGGCCAGAACAAAUUUCUGUGCUUUGCAGACACCAUUCAUUGGCAGGAUAUCGUGCGUAACCCCUGGGCCUCCAACUUCACUUUGGUUCCAACGAAUGGCAGCUCAGGAUGUGGUCGAUGCCACAAGUCCUGCACAGGCCGAUGCUGGGGACCCACAGAGAAUCACUGCCAGACCUUAACGAAGACUGUGUGUGCAGAGCAGUGUGAUGGACGGUGCUAUGGGCCCUACGUCAGCGACUGCUGCCACCGGGAAUGUGCUGGAGGUUGUUCCGGACCUAAAGACACUGAUUGCUUUGCCUGUAUGAAUUUCAAUGACAGUGGUGCGUGUGUCACACAGUGUCCCCAGACUUUUGUAUACAAUCCUACCACCUUCCAACUCGAGCAUAAUCACAAUGCCAAGUACACCUAUGGGGCUUUUUGCGUCAAAAAGUGCCCACACAACUUUGUGGUAGAUUCCAGCUCUUGUGUCCGUGCAUGUCCAAGCUCCAAGAUGGAGGUUGAAGAAAAUGGUAUUAAGAUGUGCAAGCCCUGCACUGACAUUUGUCCUAAAGCAUGUGACGGCAUUGGAACAGGGAGUUUAGUGUCAGCUCAGACGGUGGAUUCCAGCAACAUUGACAAGUUCAUAAACUGUACCAAGAUCAAUGGCAACCUUAUCUUCCUUGUUACUGGGAUUCAUGGGGACCCAUAUCAUACAAUUGCCGCCAUCAAUCCUGAGAAAUUAAAUAUCUUCCAAACUGUGAGAGAGAUAACAGGAUAUUUGAAUAUACAGUCGUGGCCUGAGAAUAUGACAGAUUUCAGGGUGUUUUCUAACUUGGUUACUAUUGGUGGAAGAGCUCUCUAUAGUGGCCUUUCCUUACUCAUCCUAAAGCAACAAGGCAUUACUUCUCUGCAGUUUCAGUCCUUGAAGCAAAUCAGUGCUGGCAACAUCUACAUAACAGACAACAGCAAUUUGUGUUACUACCACACUGUCAACUGGACGAGCCUCUUCAGCACACCAAGUCAAAAGACUGUGAUUCAUCGAAAUAAAAAGGCAGAGAACUGCACUGCUGAUGGAAUGGUGUGCAAUGAAUUAUGCUCAAGUGAUGGCUGUUGGGGGCCAGGGCCAGACCAGUGUCUCUCCUGCAAGCGCUUCAUCAGGGGACGGACCUGCAUAGACUCUUGCAACCUGUAUGAUGGGGAAUUUCGAGAAUUUGCAAAUGGUUCUGUUUGUGUGGAGUGUGAUCCCCAGUGUGAAAAGAUGGAAGAAAACAUGAUCACAUGCUAUGGGCCGGGACCUGACCAUUGCACAAAGUGUUUCCAUUUUAAAGAUGGUCCAAAUUGUGUGGAAAAAUGUCCUGAUGGCUUACAGGGGGCCAACAGCUUCAUUUUCAAAUAUGCUGAUGAGGAUCGUGAGUGCCAUCCGUGUCAUCCAAACUGCACCCAAGGGUGUAGAGGUCCCGCUAGUCAUGACUGCAUUUACUAUCCAUGGACACGACAGUCCACUUUACCACAACAUGCUAGAACCCCUCUGAUUGCUGCGGGAGUUAUUGGUGGCCUCUUCAUCAUCGUCAUUGUGGGCCUGACAUUUGCCGUGUACGUUCGGCGCAAAAGCAUUAAAAAGAAGAGAGCAUUACGAAGAUUUCUGGAGACUGAGCUUGUGGAACCCUUGACUCCAAGUGGCACAGCACCCAACCAAGCACAGCUUCGUAUCCUGAAGGAAACUGAGCUGAAACGAGUCAAGGUUCUUGGCUCUGGAGCUUUUGGAACCGUGUACAAGGGUAUUUGGGUCCCUGAGGGAGAAACCGUAAAGAUUCCUGUGGCCAUUAAGAUCCUUAAUGAGACCACUGGUCCAAAAGCCAACGUGGAGUUUAUGGAUGAAGCUCUUAUCAUGGCCAGCAUGGACCACCCACACCUGGUGAGACUCCUGGGUGUCUGCCUGAGCCCCACUAUUCAGCUCGUCACUCAGCUGAUGCCUCAUGGCUGCCUGUUGGAUUAUGUCCAUGAACAUAAGGAUAAUAUUGGUUCCCAGCUUCUGCUAAACUGGUGUGUCCAAAUAGCUAAGGGAAUGAUGUACCUGGAAGAGAGAAGACUUGUCCACCGUGACUUGGCGGCCCGUAAUGUCUUGGUGAAAUCACCAAACCAUGUGAAGAUCACUGACUUUGGCUUGGCUAGACUUUUGGAAGGAGAUGAAAAGGAGUAUAAUGCUGAUGGAGGGAAGAUGCCAAUUAAGUGGAUGGCUCUGGAGUGCAUACACUACAGGAAAUUUACCCAUCAGAGUGAUGUUUGGAGCUAUGGAGUCACUAUCUGGGAGCUUAUGACCUUUGGUGGGAAGCCAUACGAUGGAAUCCCAACUCGAGAGAUCCCCGACCUCUUGGAGAAGGGAGAACGUUUGCCCCAACCUCCGAUCUGCACUAUUGAUGUUUAUAUGGUGAUGGUGAAGUGCUGGAUGAUUGAUGCUGACAGUCGGCCAAAAUUCAAGGAGCUGGCUGCUGAAUUCUCUAGAAUGGCUCGAGACCCUCAGAGGUACCUAGUAAUUCAGGGAGAUGAUCGUAUGAAGCUCCCAAGUCCAAAUGACAGCAAGUUUUUCCAAAACCUUCUUGAUGAGGAAGACCUGGAAGAUAUGAUGGAUGCUGAAGAGUAUCUUGUUCCUCAAGCCUUCAACAUCCCUCCUCCCAUCUACACCUCCAGGACAAGAAUUGAUUCCAACAGGAGUGAAAUUGGACACAGCCCUCCUCCUGCCUACACCCCUAUGUCAGGAGUUAUGAUGUCGAAAUUUCCUUGCACGCCCUUGCUGUCAAGCAAAAUGAACCAGUUUGUGUACAGAGAUGGUGGCUAUGCUACAGAAGUGCCGAUGCCAUACAGAGCUCCUGGCUGCAUAAUACCAGAAGCCCCGGUUGCUCAGGGGGCCACAGCAGAGAUCUUUGAAGAUACUUGCUGUAACGGCACACUACGAAAACAAGUGGCAACCCUGGCAAAAGAGGACAGCAGCACCCAGAGGUACAGCGCUGAUCCCACAGUCUUCAUACCCGAGCGGGUUGUCCGGGGAGAGCUGGAUGAGGAUGGGUACAUGACGCCGAUGCGAGACAAACCUAAAACAGAUUACCUAAACCCGGUGGAAGAGAACCCAUUUGUUUCCCGACGAAAGAAUGGAGAUCUCCAAGCUGUGGACAACCCAGAGUAUCACAAUGCUCCAAACGGGCAGCCCAAAGCAGAGGAUGAGUACGUGAACGAGCCAUUGUACCUCAACACUUUUGCAAACACCUUGGAAAAUGCCGAGUACCUGAAGAACAAUUUGCCGGAGAAAGCCAAGAAAGCCUUUGACAACCCGGACUACUGGAACCACAGCCUGCCCCCACGAAGCACCCUCCAGCACCCGGACUACCUGCAAGAAUACAGCACAAAAUACUUUUACAAACAGAACGGACGAAUCCGGCCCAUUGUGGCAGAGAAUCCUGAAUACCUCUCCGAGUUCUCCCUGAAGCCUGGCACUGUGCUGCCCCCGCCGCCCUACAGACACCGAAAUACAGUGGUGUAGUGACCGCGGUCUUACAGAAGUGGAAAGGCAACCCCUUCUAGAUGCCUCACUCUUUCUCACUCUCCUUUUCUCUCUCCUCCGUCCCUCCCUUUCUCCCAUGAGCUUCCUCUUCUUGCCAGUUCACUCAUUUUUGAUACUUCCAAGUGAAUGGAUGUCUUGGAGUCAUAUGCAGAUUGGGUUGGGAACCAGGAAGGAAGGAAAGAAAGAAAGAGACUGAAAGAAGGUGUGUACAACCUGGCCUUUCUCACUUUCCGCAGAUCUGGAGGGUCGGAUGGUCAGAGAAGCCAGACAGUACCAGUAAAGGCCAGUGGCAGUGUUGCCUGCUGUUGAGCUAGUUCUCAGUGAUUCAACCCAGACACUGCAGGGAAAGCCAGAGAGAGGCUGUUUUUUUCAGCAGGAACUGUUAAGAGUCUGUACAGCAUUCCUGGAAGUCUCAAUGCAGUUUCCACUGGGGGGAAAAUGGACAAUUUUUAUAUCAUGUGUGAUAGCAUAGUAAUUGAGAUUGAGAAUCCAAUUUCUUUCUCUAACACUUUCUAUCCCAACAACUGAAAAUGUCUAACCUGGCUUUUCAUAAUAGUUCAGAUCUUCAUUGUGGCUUUCCAAGAAAUGAUGAUGUGACUCUAAUAUACGGCUAAACCCUUUGUCUGAGCCACACCAUGAUUUUGUGCCAGUUCCUAACCACAGAGACUCCCGCUCAGAUCUGGUACGUGAUGCGACCAUUUUUGUAUGUGUGCCAACAUGAGAAACACUAAACACAAAAACCUUUUCAGAAGAGAGUAACAAAACCACGCCUCCAACACGUUCUUUUUGAAGCUAAAAGACAGGCCAAGAAACCAAGAUUUGUAUGCAAAAGGCUUUGCUUUCCUGUUUUAUACCGCUGACCAUAAAUACAUAAAAAGACUUAAACAAAUUCUUCCCUCUUUUUCUUUUUUGUGAUCAUGAAGGGAGUUGGGGAUGCUGUCAGGCAACACUGAGGACAAGAUGGAGAACUGGAGAGUUUGAUGUGGGUUGUGAAGUCUGCUGGUGUUCUGUGGGGUGGUGGUGGGAAGGGGCCUUUAAACUGGAAAACAGACACUGGACUGGAGAAAACGCACAUAGCGGUUCACUGGAAAGUUAGUUUGCACUUAAGCUCCGAUUUUAUUUGAACUGUUUUCUGGAUUUUGAAUGAAGCAAUAUGGAAGUGACCAGCAAAAUACAAAAUAAUAAUUUUAAAUUUUAAAAAAAUUAAUUAUAUGUAAAGGAUGACUGUGGAAAUGCCAAAAUGAAGCAAAUCAAGUCUUUGGAACAACGUCUACCAGUUCUGAGAGGCCAUUGCAUUGACUGCUUCAGAGAAUACAGUGACAGAGCAACCAGCUCUUACUGCUGCCACGUGAAGGACAGCAGAGCAAGUCCUGACAGGGAUCGGAGGAGACAAAUGUCUUGCUCUGGCUUGCAGCACAGUACAGAAUACUUUUUUCUAAAAGGAGGAUUACUCUGGCACAGAAGACGGUGCAUAUGAGGUUUGAGAAAUCAAAAUGUGCAUGACUCGCAGAGUUUUCUGUCAAAAAUGUAAAUAAGUAUGAGUCAGUCUCCUUGCACUUAGUUCUGCUUUCAUGAACCUCAAUUUUUAGGUAGACACCCCCACCCCACCCCCCGCCUGCUCCCCUUUGGAAAUAUCUUUCAGCCAGAGUUCUGGACGUUUUUAGCAACCUGAGGCAGAUGAAGCUGGGCAAGGGCGAGAGACAGUGGUGGCUUGCUCCUGACAUGCCAAGACCCAUGUGUGUAAGAGCAUCUGUGUACAUAGUUCCCACUGAAAAUCUUAAGGAACUGCUAAGUACCUUUGAAGAUCUGCCUAUAUCUCUAUCCAUUAAGGCAUUAAAGGGGAAGAAACAACACCUAAUGGAUGGCAGUCUUAGGUGAUACAACAGUAUUUCAGUUUAUGUGCUUCAGUACUGUUAAAGUCGAGAUCUUUGGGGUGACCUAACUUGGCAAUGAAACCAUCAACAAACAGUGGUCUGGAAAUGGCAAUCAAGCUCCCCCAGAAUCCUGCCAUCAAACAGCUUGCCACCUGUAAUAGUAGGGAAGCAGAGGAAGGAGAAAGAAGCAAGCAAGAGUUAUCCAGAUCUUGGUGGCUGAGGGUCAGCUUGUCAAAGGUAUGAAGAGCUUUCAAACCUGGGUUGGUCAUUAUGCUUGCAGAUGGGAAACAACUUGUGUAUGAUCACUAGGUCAAGGUUGUUUUAGCCCACAGCCCGCUUCUGCAUCAGGUGUGUUCAGGCCAGCUUGAACCAGCUGCGGGAUGGGUGUUAAACCUGUAAGCUGAGUAUGUAGUUGAAGAGUCUGGAAACAACAAGUACGGAUCUUUGAAGCUGUUAAAAGGAGAUGUUGGGUCAAGGGGUACCAAGGUGGUUUGUGGUGGCAGAACAAAAUGGCCGGGGGGCAGAUGGCUACAAAAACACCAUGUGCCUGAGAGGCCUGGCCUCUUCCUGGUGCCAUCCCGUAACACCUCAUGGUCUUGGCAGGAGACAGAGGCAGGCACUGGGCAGAGGCUGGGGGCGCAGAGGGGUGGCACGAGGUCCUGGAGAUGCUGCUCCAGGGAAGGUUUGCCAGCAGUACUGCUCACAGGGUCUGAAGCACGGCCAAAGGUCUGCCAGGUUGGGGCACAAUUGCCCAGCUGCCUGGAGACAAAGACCAGCACGGGAUUGUGGAUGUGCUGUUUCAGCACAGCAGCAGCUUGGGUUAUGUAGGUAGGUGGAGAAAGGGGUUGAUUUGUCCCUGAACAAGUCUUGUAACAGAGUAACUCCUGAUGGAGAAAAAAUAAAAUAAAAUCCUGGUACAACUUACGUGUUUGAAUUCAAAGAGGUGCACUCAAAGGCUGCUGGGGCAGAAGCAUGCACACCUCCAAACCCAGGUGGGGUGGUGCUGGGAUGUAACUGCUAACAGAAGGUGAGGCCUGUUUGUUUCUCGGGUAAUGAAGUAGUACCGGUGUUGGAAACAAGCCCGUUGAAUAAUCAAAAUGUAAAUAAUUGUGUUUUUUAACAGUUUAACAUUUUAUUUCUUACAAAACUUGAAUUAUUUAUUCAUUUUAAUUGUUGACUGUGGGUGUGAUAUACUAUAUUAAGCAGCAUGGAAAUGCAGAGGUUCUUUGAAGUGAGGCAGCAUGAAGGCCAGAUGGAAGCUUGCUUAUGCUAGGGCUCCGAGACACAGCCAGGCCGUGCUGUGCUGAGCCGUGCUGGCUGUGUCUUGAGUAGCAGAGGGCAAACAAAGGGUUAAUGAACACCGUAAAUGGGAAACUCGACAGACUGCAGCUUCACAAAUGGGCAUUUUUUUUUUCCCCCCAAGCUUCCAGUUUGAGUAACCAUUGCCAAAAACGUCCCUUGUGUUUCCUGCUGUGCCAGGAGCUGACCCGCGUGGUGCCAUGUGUCUGGCUAACCGCCUCCUUUUCCCCGGUAAGAGCAGCAGUCGUGUUUCCUCUGCAAGAGUAGUGCCUCCGAGCUACUUUGGCAGAUUCUUGUCUCUUUGCCAAAGAAAGUUUAACCAUGGUUAAA
Athene cunicularia (burrowing owl) is the source of this 7400-nucleotide messenger RNA. RefSeq names its product erb-b2 receptor tyrosine kinase 4 (gene ERBB4). The transcript has 28 exons. Gene Ontology annotation, molecular function: epidermal growth factor receptor binding; ATP binding; transmembrane receptor protein tyrosine kinase activity. The coding region runs from base 94 to 3876 and encodes 1260 amino acids. The record is from RefSeq and is a predicted model, not a curated record. Gene Ontology annotation, biological process: cell surface receptor protein tyrosine kinase signaling pathway; multicellular organism development; positive regulation of cell population proliferation. Lineage: Eukaryota; Metazoa; Chordata; Aves; Strigiformes; Strigidae. Gene Ontology annotation, cellular component: signaling receptor complex; basal plasma membrane.